Hypomesus transpacificus is the source of this 2419-nucleotide messenger RNA. Its product is annotated as endonuclease domain-containing 1 protein. The record is from RefSeq and is a predicted model, not a curated record. Bases 332 to 1897 code for a protein of 521 amino acids. Lineage: Eukaryota; Metazoa; Chordata; Actinopteri; Osmeriformes; Osmeridae. The transcript is spliced from 3 exons.
AGUGUGAGUGGGAGAGAAAGAGAGAGAGGGAGAGAGAGAGAGAGGUUGUCAGGGAGGGGGAAACGAGACAGUAAGCAAGAUUGUGCCUGCUCACAGACACAAAGGACAGCACAUUGCACGGCUAAAGAAGACAGCAAUGGGUGGAGACAGGGUGGAGGAAAGAACAGGGAGAUAUUGAGAAACCGACAGGAACUCCUCCAGACAGCAAGAGAGCUUGCCAACUACAGCCACCAUUAUCUCUCUUUUUUUUUCAUCUGCGUCAAUAGGGGGGGAAAAAACCUUUGCAUAAUUUAUCAACCUCUCCGUGUGUGGUUUUGCGGAGCUCUACGUCAUGCUAGGUUCAGCUCCCACGGUUGGCUGCUUUCUGGCGGUGUUGGCGUUGGACCUGGGCCUCGUGCCGGGCCUGACACUCUCUGCGGAGAAGGAUCCAGGCUUUUCCCUCUGCAGCCACUGCUUCUACAGAGAGACCCCCCCUCUAGGGUUCUCUGAGGGGGGGCUCAGCCCCCUCUGUCACAGGUUGCCAGGGGGACAGGAGUUGGCCAUGCUCUACAGCCCGACCUGUGACACAGCUGUCUACUCUGCCUUCCGUCACAGCCGUGGUCGCGAGGAGAGAGAGGGAGAGGAGGAGGAGGGAGUAGAGGCUGUGCCGGGGACAGAGGAGACGCAAGACGAGCCUGUCGAGGAGGCUGCUGACGAUGAAGGGUCACAGAUAGACGUACCCCCGGGGUUAAUCCCAGCUCUACUGAGCAGCCAAGGGGCUGAAUCUACAGACUCUCCCCUUCACUCCUGGGAUUCCCUGGUCACAAAGGUGAUCCAAGACAGUUUCCUGCCCCAGUGUUCCUCCACAGGGCGUGAUGUCUUUGUCCUAACAGGGACCACGGGAGAAGAGUCAGGGGAGGGUUGUGAGACCACGGUGGUCUGGGCUGCAGUAUGCUGUGCCGGCCCAGAGACUGGGUUUAAUGUGGGGCUCCUUAGAGACACCGAAGGAGGAGAGAGGGUGGUGAGCGUGAAGGAGCUGGAGGAGACUGUUGGAGUGACAGAGCUCUUUUCAGGAGGGUGUGGGGGGGCAGGUGAGGAGGCAGAAGUGGGGGUAGCUACUCUGGUUGAGGAGGCUCUGGCUAGAACUGUAGAACAACAGAAGGCAGAGGGAACAGUAGCUGAUUUGACAGAGGACGAGGUCCCGAACGAGGUGCAGAGCUAUGCUGCACCCGUGGCCUCAGAGAGUCUCUCGUCUUCAGAAGACAACGACACGCUGGCUUCAGACACAGACUCGGACACAGAGUCCGGCAGCGCUCUGAUCUACAUCCUGUCCUCCUCCUUCUAUCUCUUCACCUCUCCCCUCCGGCCCGUCGUCUCCACCAUCACACAGCUUCCUGGACAGGUGACGUACGUGCUGCAGGAAGAUCUGGGAGUCCUCACGACCCUGCCUGGAGACACCCUCUCCCUCAUCCACCUGAUGGCCGCUGACCUGGCCUCUGGCCUGGGCUCGGCCAAGGACCUGCUGCUGGGCCUGGGGGAGAUGUCCUUCUCCUGCCUGUACUCUGUCACCGCUCCCCUGCUGGAGGCUCUGCUCACCAGCUGUCAGACUGGGGUCACGGGGAUGGGGACCCUGGCUGGAGAUGGGGUGGGCAUACUCGGAGGGAUGGUGGACAGUGCCUGGUGGGUGACCAGCUUGUUUGGGGGUAGGUUGUGGGAGCAGAGCGAGGGGUACGUGGGGGCUGUGGUGUCAGAGCUUGGGGGGCAGGCUACGACGGUGGGGGGGGGUCUGGGGACGCUGAUGUGGAGGUGUGGGAAUGGGGUGGGGAACGUUGUGAAGAUGGCUCAGGGUUUGGUGAUGGGGGGGGUGGAGGGUGUGGUGGGGGGGGUGACGGAGGCCUUUGGCCAGGAUUCAGGGUGAUUUGGGUUUAGCAAACAGCCAAUCACGUGGCACACCUUUAGCCAACAUGGAAACAUUUACCUGUUACAAUAGCAUGUGCCAAGCCGAGGCUAAGUUUAUGUGACAUGAUAUUAAUCUUGCCACCAACUCCCCACAAAAUAAUAUACAGACACCAUUGUUUAAUUAGUCAUUUAGCAGUCAUCUGCUAAAUGACUAAAUGUAAAAUGUUUACUUUCAAUGUUGCCAAUCCUAAAGUAGGCUAUUCCUUUGCAAGAUUAGUACAAACAGUUUGUUCAACUCAACUGCUCACUGUAUGUUAAAAUGACAUAAAUGAGUCACCUACUGUAAAUGGAAUGUGCUUAAGCAUUACAUUUAGGCUAUAGGCAGCUAGUAUGGUACAUAACUCGUAUAUUGAAAAUUGUAUACGGCCAUUUGAUCAAUGAUGUAUAUAAGAUUAUGGAUUUUCUCAAGACUUUCCACCUGAAGCCAAUUUUGUCUGUAUAUGUAGAAAUUGUUAAUUAAAUGCUGUGAGCUUCAACAGAG